Messenger RNA from Vombatus ursinus (common wombat), 3912 nucleotides. RefSeq names its product vomeronasal type-2 receptor 26-like. NCBI's taxonomy places the organism in Eukaryota, Metazoa, Chordata, Mammalia, Diprotodontia, Vombatidae. Gene Ontology annotation, biological process: G protein-coupled receptor signaling pathway. Gene Ontology annotation, molecular function: G protein-coupled receptor activity. The record is from RefSeq and is a predicted model, not a curated record. The transcript has 6 exons. Gene Ontology annotation, cellular component: membrane.
AUGGGCCUGGGGAAACUGGGUUUCUUAUCAUCUAGGUUAUUUGUGAUCCUGCUUUUGCAGCUUUCUCUUUCUGAGUAUCACAUGGAGAAUAGCCCUUGUGAAAUAAAAAGAGAUUACAGUCCCACAUAUAGAAAAGAAGGGGACUUAGUCAUAGGGGGCUUCUUCUCCUUGUUUCUGAAGAUAGAACAUCACAUAACCCAAUUGUUCUUCACAUAUCCUCCCACCUGGAUAGUUGUGGAAUCAAAUACAUUGAGCAAACAUUACCAACAUAUCCUCGCUUUCCAGUUUGCUGUGGAUGAAAUCAACAAGAACCCUGAUUUGCUACCAAACAUAACCUUGGGAUUCCAGUUGCUCAAUAACUUCCAUCUAAACAGUCUAGCUGUGGAGAACUCCUUGAUAUGGCUGUCAGGGAGGGGUCCAACUGUCCCUAACUAUAGCUGUGGCAGGCAGCCCAAUUCAGUGGCUGUCAUUGGAGGGAUGUCAUCCACAUUGUCCAUGGUCAUAGCCACCAUUUAAAAACUCUAUAAAGUUCCACAGAUCACCUAUGGCCCAUUUGAUGUUCUUCUGACUGAGAAGAUUCAGUACCCAUACAUCUAUCAGAUGGGCAGCAGGGAAUCUACUCUUCACCUUGCAUUCAUCAAAUUGAUGCUACAUUUUGGCUGGACUUGGGUGGGACUGAUUAUUUCAGAUAAUGAGAGAGGGGAAAAUUUCUUCAGUGAUCUGAAAGAGGAGAUGGGCAGGAAUGCUCUGUGUGUAGCCUUUAAGGAAAGAGUGUCUCCAACCAUUGUAUAUGAUGAGUAUCAUUAUCUCGUUUCUAGGAUAAUUGCAUCAUCAGCAAAUGUGAUUUUCAUCUAUGGAGAUACAGACUUGCUUCACCAACUUGUUUUUGCAUUUGUUUAUUAUGUACUUUAUGGGAAGAUGUUGGUUGCCACCACUUCUUGGGAUUUUUCUCUUGAUUCUAGUAUUGAAUCCCUUACCCAUUUUCAUGGUAUAAUACUAUUUUCUCAUUCCCAGUUGGAGAUUCCUGGUUUCACAGAUUUUAUAAGAAGUCAGAAAAUCAGUGUGAACCCUGAUGACAUUUUCCUAAAGGCUUUCUUGGAGUCAGCACUUAAGUGCAGAUUUUCAGACAAAAGUCAUAUAGAAAUGCUUCAAUCUAUUUGCCCAGAAAGUGUUUCCUUGACAGAUGUACAUAAUGUGAAAUUUGACACAAUCAUUAUGGAAUGUAGUUUUAAUGUUUACAAUGCAGUAUAUUUAGUAGCCCAUGCUCUCCAUCAAAUGCUCCAGUCUGAGGCACAAGAGACAUCAGAACGUGAAAGAAACCCAGAUCUUUCUUGGAAGCUCCAUCACUUCCUGAAGUGUGCUAGUCUUGUCAGCACUGUCAAUGAAGCGUCAUGUGGGGAUGGAACCAGGACUGAGACAUAUGAUAUCCUGAAUUUUGAAUUCUUCCGUGGUCAGAUUGAGACAUUGGUGAAAGUGGGUGAAGUGACCUCUCAUGGUCAGGCUUUCAGCAUGAAUGUAGAAUACAUAGAAUGGCCAGAAGAUUUCCUUCAGACUCCAACUUCCACGUGCAGUCUGAGCUGUGGCCCUGGAUUCAAGAAGACAGUCCAUGAAGGCCAGCCCAUCUGCUGCUUUGAGUGCACCCCAUGCCCUGAAGGGCAGAUUUCCAACCAGACAGAUGCAGAGCAAUGUCUGCAGUGCCCUGAAGAUCAGUACCCAAGCAGUGAGAGACAUCGAUGCCUCCCCAAGACUGUGACCUUCUUGGCUUAUGAAGAACCUCUUGGAAUGACCCUGGCCUGUGCAGCUCUCUGCUUCUCCCUCCUCACUGCUCUGGUCCUUGGAGUCUUUGUGAAGCACAGAGACACUCCCAUAGUCAAAGCCAAUAACCGCAGUCUCAGCUACACUCUUCUGGGCUCCCUCACCCUCUGCUUCCUCUGCCCCUUGCUCUUCAUUGGCCGUCCUAACACCGCCACUUGUCUCCUGUGACAAAGCACAUUUUCAGUUGUGUUUACAGUGGCCGUUGCCUCCAUUUUAGCUAAAACCAUCACUGUGGUUCUGGCCUUCAAGGCCACAAAGCCAGGCAGCAAGCUCAGGAGGUGGAUGGGCUCCACAGCAUCUUAUUCUCUCAUUUUGAUCUGUACUCUAAUCCAAAUGUGUCUCUGUGGCAUCUGGCUUGGGACCUAUCCCCCAUUCCUAGAGAUGGAUGCACACGCUGAGCCUAGCUUCAUCGUCAUUCAGUGUAAUGAGGGCUCCAUCCUUAUCUUCUACUGUGUCCUGGGCUACAUGGCCUUACUGGCCUUGGGGAGCUUCACCUUGGCUUUCUUGGCCAGGAAUCUGCCAGACACUUUCAAUGAAGCCAAGUUCCUGACAUCCAGUAUGCUUGUGUUCUGCAGUGUCUGGAUAUCCUUCCUGCCCAUGUAUCAGAGCACCAAGGGCAAGGCCAUGGUGGCUGUGGAGGUCUUCUCCAUCUUGGCCUCCAGUGCUGGGAUUCUGACUUGCAUCUUCGCUCCCAAGUGCUAUGUGAUCCUUCUGAGGCCAGACAGAAAUACCCUGGACAUACUGAAAAACAAAUCCAGUCGCUGAGCAGCCUGGUCUUUUCAAGCUCUACCUUACCAAUCACAGGGAGCUAGCUCCUGGGCUCCUAUAGUCUUACUAAAAUAUUUUAAAUGUAUCUAGCAUAUAUGCCUUCAAUUUUUGUUAAUAUCAUCUCUGUUUAAUUUGAAUCUAAUAGCUUUUUAACUGGAGUCAUAUUGCCUGAUUUCUGAAUAGAUGUAGAAUUAGAUUAGUCGGGUUGAAAUAUCUUACCUAUGGCAGGUAUUUAAUAUACGAAUGAUGAUUUAAAAUAAUAGUGAGAAAAAAUCUACGAAUUUAAAGAUAUGAAUGCCUGGUGUCCAAUUCUAAGCUUUGAUAAGUCCCUCCAGCAUUCUGAAUCAGUGAUUUCUCAUUUACCAAAUUGAAACUAUCAUCUUUCCCCAGUUUAUGUAUCUGAGUUAUAUCAGUCAUUACAUUUAUCAAAUAUCAUUGGAUGAAUUGGACAUUACUUCGAGAAACUUGUUGGAACAUAUAAAAGGCCCAAUCAAUUUGCUGAGAAAGUGAUUUGUCACCAAUGCAUAUGUGCCAAGAGUUAUUAUGUCUUUCAUUCCUUUCCAUCAAGUAUGUAACUGUAAAUUCAUGGUCUGUGGAAGAAAACUUUUGCCAAAGUCUUAUUGUUUCCUUCAAAUACUUUUAGCGAUACUGUGUAAAUCUCAGUAGUUGAUUUUCAUAAGACAUAAUAAAAAUGAGAAAGUAGUCCUGUAUCAGUAGUUAUCCUCUGUUUUCAGGAAUCUACUUUCUUUGUGAAAUUUUUGAGGUGUUAUUUAUUCAUUCAAUCCCCUAUUAUUCCUUGUUGCGCAGCAUCCUACCAUUUGCUUUGUCUUUACGACAUGUUUCAAUGUUUCUCUGGGCUCAGAAAAACUUGACAGAAAAUUGAUUGAUGAAAUUCUGACACCUCACCUAAGAACUAACAGGGAACUGGAUGUGCUAUUUUUUUCUUAAAGAUGCAGCAAUAUCUUUACAAGAAAGAAGAAGAAAAACUAACCCAGCCCAUGUCUCUGACCAUUUUUUUAAGGACUUUUAGUCCUGAGACAAGAGGAGGCGGCCAAGGAUAACAGUAGAUGAUUGUAGUGAUACUUCAAAGGCAGCUCUCUUCUUGAAUAAGUAAUAUAAAGGAUAAGUAAAAAAUCCAAACACAAAGAGGACAAAAAGUCAAGAAGUGGCCCAUAAUUCUUGGAGAAAAUGUAUCUGAAGCUAAUGUCACCAACCCAGCACUCCAGACAUCCUCAUAGCUCCUGGCUUUCCUCUGCUCCGUUUUUUUUGGGGGGGGGAGGCUAGGCAAUGGGGUUAAGUGACUUGCCCAGGGUCACACAGCUAGUAAGU